GGCAAUCACACAAGAGAAACGAAAAUAAGCCAUGAAUCACCCAAACAACUUCAAGAACAACAACAUCACCAGCCAAGACGAUAGAGGUGACAAGCUGGGAAAAAGAUCAGUUCUUGCUGAUUGGGAUUGGAAUGGACCCUCACAACCACACAAGCCAUUUCAAUUUCUACCUACUCAACUUGGUUAUGGUGUUGAUGUCAAUCAAGAGAUAUCCUCAUGCAAUCAGCUUGGAUCAAAUUUCACACAAGACAUGCAAAUGGCGUCAAGCUUUAGACAAAUCAAUCCCACAGACAAUAGUAAUUUGAUUCAUGCUUGGGGUUCUCCAUUAGACGUGUCACAAGGUGUGUUUGGAUCAUCUCAAAUUCCAAUAUCAGAGCCUAACGCAGAAAGUUCAACAAAUAAUGGUCUUGUUGAAUUUGGUUAUGGUGUUGAUGUCAAUCAAGAGAGAUCCUCAUGCAAUCAUCUUGGAUCAAAUUUCUCACAAGACAUGCUAAUGACGUCAAGCUUUGGAAAAAUCAAUCUCACAGACAAUAGUAAUUUGAUUCAUGCUUGGGGUUCUCCAUUAGACUUGUCACAAGGUGUGUUUGGAUCAUCUGAAAUUCCAAGAUCAGAGCCUACUGCAGAAAAUUCAAGAAAUAAUGGUCUUGUUGAAUUUGGUUAUGGUGUUGAUGUCAAUCAAGAGAGAUCCUCAUGCAAUCAGCUUGGAUCAAAUUUCACACAAGACAUGCAAAUGGCGUCAAGCUUUAGACAAAUCAAUCCCACAGACAAUAGUAAUUUGAUUCAUGCUUGGGGUUCUCCAUUAGACUUAACACAACAUGCGUUUGGAUCAUCUCAAAUUCCAAGAUCAGAGCCUAAAGGAGAAAAUUCAAGAAAUAAUGGUGUUGUUGAAUCAAGAAAACAAGGGCAAAUGCCUGAAGGUUUCAAGCGUUGCACUUGCCAAAAAUCAAGAUGCUUGAAUCUACGCUGUGAAUGCUUUGCAAAGAAAGAAUUUUGUGUAAAUUGUCAAUGCAAAAACUGUGAAAAUACCAUUGCAAAUGCACAAAGUGUAGCUGCUGCCCAAAAGCAUUUGUUGCAUCUCAAUCCAACUGCAUUUCAUCCUAAGAUUAUUGGAGAUGUACAUACGCAAGGAUGCGCUUGCAAGAGCACCUCUUGCUCCAAAAAAUAUUGUCGAUGCAAGGCGCACAAUGUUAAAUGUACCAAUAAGUGUAGGUGUAUAAACUGCAAAAAUACUUUGGGUGCCAAAGUACCUGGAGAAAUGAGCACUCAAUCAGAACAGGAUAAUACGGCAGCAAAUGUACCGGUGGGACAACAGCCGCUGUCUCAACAACAGCCGGUACAGGGGCCAACACAAAGUCCAAACUACAGCUACGGAAGUAUGGGAAAUACUGAGAAUCAACUAAAGUGUCAUGCUACUCUGCCAGCAUAUUUGGGAAAAUUUCAAGCAUCUCAGCCUCAGCACUUUCCCUCAAAUUCAUAUCAUCCUUCUAUCAACGAUAGAGUAGAUUCUGAUAGAGUGAUGCAAGGUUCACAGGAAUUUCCCAAUUUACAUUAUUCCAUGUUCAACAACAACAGCAUCAGAAGUAGUCCAUUGACCAGUUUACAUUAUUCCAUGUUCAACAACAACAGCAUCAGAAGUAGUCCAUUGACCAAUGAGAGCAGCGAAACAAACCAUGGUACACUGCCAGUGGAUGUGCAUGCUAAUGAAACUCUGGGCACUCAGCAACUCGCUGCAUCUGCAGAAAAUUUAUCCUAUGAGUGA
Messenger RNA from Dioscorea cayenensis subsp. rotundata (Guinea yam), 1759 nucleotides. RefSeq lists its product as uncharacterized. The transcript has 9 exons. The coding region runs from base 32 to 1759 and encodes 575 amino acids. Gene Ontology annotation, cellular component: nucleus. The record is from RefSeq and is a predicted model, not a curated record. Gene Ontology annotation, biological process: regulation of DNA-templated transcription. NCBI's taxonomy places the organism in Eukaryota, Viridiplantae, Streptophyta, Magnoliopsida, Dioscoreales, Dioscoreaceae.